Molecule: messenger RNA, 1710 nt
Organism: Penicillium samsonianum
Lineage: Eukaryota; Fungi; Ascomycota; Eurotiomycetes; Eurotiales; Aspergillaceae
Product: NCS2 family permease
Exons: 3
Coding region: 1-1710 (569 amino acids)
Biological process (GO): transmembrane transport
Cellular component (GO): plasma membrane
Molecular function (GO): purine nucleobase transmembrane transporter activity
Source: RefSeq, a predicted model, not a curated record
AUGUACGACUGGGUGCAUCACACCAAUCUAUGGGUGGCUCGGAGCCCCAUCGGGCGUUGGUUCCUUCUCGAAAACUCUGGUCACCCUCGCGAGCGCAAAGGCAGCUUCUUCUUCACGGAGAUCCGCGCUGGUCUGGCCACCUUUUUCGCCAUGGCCUACAUUAUCAGCGUCAACGCCACCAUCACCUCCGAUUCAGGUGGCACCUGUAUUUGUCCUCCCGAAAACCAGGCCGACCUUUGCAAUUCCAACACUGCAUACAUGCUAUGCGUGCAGGAGGUCAACCGCGACAUCGUGACCGCCACCGCCGCCAUAGCCGCCCUGGGGACCUUCUUUAUGGGCCUACUAGCCAAUCUGCCCGUCGCCUUGGCUCCGGGCAUGGGACUGAACGCCUACUUCGCUUACACCGUAGUCGGCUACCAUGGCUCUGGCAUGAUUCCCUAUAGCGUUGCCUUAACUGCCGUCUUCGUCGAGGGUUUUGUGUUCCUGGGUUUGACCCUGUUGGGAAUUCGGCAGUGGCUGGCCCGCGCCCUACCUGCGUCCAUCAAGCUGGCCACGGGCACAGGCAUCGGGCUAUAUCUGACGCUAAUCGGGCUGAGCUACAGCGCAGGGAUUGGACUGGUGACGGGAGCGGUUGAUACGCCGAUGGAGCUAGCUGGGUGCGCGUCCAUUUUACGGGAUCCCACGACGGGGCUGUGUCCAGCCAGUGCAAAGAUGCGCAAUCCGACCAUGUGGAUCGGCAUCUUCUGUGGUGGUGUACUGACCGCAUGUCUGAUGCUGUAUCGAAUCAAAGGCGCUAUCAUCAUUGGCAUUCUGCUGGUGUCGAUCAUUUCAUGGCCGCGGACCACGUCAGUGACCUACUUCCCGUAUACGGAGCUAGGUGACAGCAUGUUCGACUUCUUUAAGAAGGUGGUAACUUUCCAUCCGAUCACCCACACUUUGGUUGCACAGGAUUGGGGUAUCGCAGAACACGGGAGCCAGUUCGGCCUUGCCUUUAUCACGUUCCUGUACGUCGAUAUCCUUGAUACGACUGGCACGUUAUACUCUAUGGCACGCUUCGCUGGAGCGAUUGAUGAACGCACGCAGGACUUUGAGGGGAGCGCACUAGCUUAUAUGGUCGAUGCUAUCUGCAUCUCGAUUGGCUCCCUUUUCGGCACGCCCCCGAUAACCGCCUUUAUCGAGAGCGGCGCUGGAAUCUCUGAAGGUGGGAAGACUGGCCUUACAUCCUGUGUAACAGGUCUCUGCUUCUUCAUCGCAGUAUUCUUCGCCCCUAUCUUCGCGUCCAUUCCGCCAUGGGCGACCGGCUGCACGCUGGUGAUAGUGGGGUCACUGAUGUGCGAGGCGGCCACCAAAAUCAACUGGCGCUACUACGGUGAUGCUAUCCCGGCAUUCCUGACGAUCUCCAUCAUGCCCUUCACGUACAGUAUCGCGUAUGGGCUAAUAGCAGGCAUCCUGAGCUACAUUGUGCUGAACGGGACGGUAUGGGUGAUCGAAAAAAUCACGGGUGGGCGUAUUGUGCCACCUAACAAGGACGAAAAAGAACCGUGGACGUGGCGCAUCUCUGGGGGAUUAUUUCCGCCUUGGGUGUGCCGACUGGCUAGGGGGAAGAAGGAUUUCUGGCGACCAGAGGACGAGGACGUGGUUCAUCUGGGCAUUGGAAUACCGGGGGUUUUGGAAUCUCAGGAGCGGAUGGAGAAGAGGGAGACGGUGUAG